AUGAUGACAGAGAGUCAUCGCGUGCCCCCACCUCCACCAGCUGCCCCCAGAUUUUUCCCCAGUGCCAAACAUUCUCUUGUUUCUGGUGUAAAGCGUUGGAGUCCGAUGCUUGGUGGGUUUUACAAGUCUAUGAUUGGUCGUCGAUUAGCUACAUUACUCAUCCCAGUAGAAGAACAAUUAGCCGAGGAAAUGGCCCAAAACAUUCUUCGCGAAGCUCUGACAGAGACUAUGGCUUCCCUUAGAGAGGUUACAUUCUAUCGAUUUUAUCAUGUAUUUCGCAAGGGGGAGCUGGAAACUCUCAUCAGUUCUGUCCCUUCACUUUUUGUUGUUCGAUCAACAUUUGAACAUGGAAACUGGUGCGUCGUUGUUCAGAAGCACGCCAAAACUGUGCUCAAUAUCUGA
Messenger RNA from Cylicostephanus goldi, 402 nucleotides. The record is from the annotation of a GenBank genome assembly. NCBI's taxonomy places the organism in Eukaryota, Metazoa, Nematoda, Chromadorea, Rhabditida, Strongylidae.